GUUGUUCAGCCCGCCACCAGAAUCUAUCUACAUGCACACAUAGUAAGUGUACGGAAGCCGAUCAAAGAAGACGUACGGACGUGGUAAAUAACUGUAUAAUUUGAACAAGCAAAGUGCUCGAGCACUGGUUCCGUACUCUCCCCCCCGGUUGUGUCUGUCGAAAAACAAAAAUCAGUGUUCAAAGUUUGGCGUGUAUGCAAACAAGUGACAAUUUUGAGAAAAUGUGGCAUUUUCUCCACCAAAAGUAAAACAAAAUUGAUUGAUUUGGUUUGAUUUAGAUUAUAAAGUGGAAAGAUAGAGUGGAAAAAUAAUGAAUCAAGUAGAUGCGCUGAUACGAUUCGGCUAUGCCCUGGUAAUCGUUACAAUGCUACUCAUGGUUUGGGCAUCAUUAGUCGGAGCACGUGAAUUGGAAAGUAAUAAACAUCCACCAUGUUUGUUUAGCCCAUUGUGUACAUGUUCAAAAGCAUCACCCAACGAUCUCGGUAUCAUACAAUGCAAAAAUGUUCCCUAUCCAGCCAUUCCAAGAACUCUCAACAAUUCAAAAGUGUUUAUGUUGCACAUGGAAAGCACUGGUCUACAGAGUCUACCGUCAAGCUUCUUGCAAGGAACUGGACUUUAUCGCAUUGAAAUCUCACACAAUCCAUUGGGAGAAGUGCUAGAAGGUGCAUUCGAUGGCUUAGAACGUUCACUGUGGGAAUUAUCACUUCAUCACAAUCAAUUGGUUGAAGUGCCGUCGCGUGCAUUACACAAUUUGAAAAAGUUGAAAUUAUUAGAUUUAAGUAAUAAUCACAUCGAUUGCAUUGAAUUGGAUUCAUUUUUCGGCUUGGACGGAUCACUUGAACGGUUAAUUUUGGCUGAUAAUUCAAUUGAUAGUUUACCUCGUGGCGCAUUCACAUCAUUACCCAAAUUGGAUACGAUUGACCUGUCUGGAAAUAAUAUCGCCUAUCUUGAUCCGAGCAUAUUUGAAGAGGGGAUGCCAUCACUGGCCAAGUUGUUGUUAUCAAAUAAUGCGCUUCGAGAUGUCCCUUACAAUGCAUUAGCUCCGUUAAGAAACCUUCGUGUCCUCGAUUUAUCGCAUAAUUUAAUUAAAACCAUUCGCAUCGAGAACGAUACAAUCGCAUCGAAAUUAACAUUGGAUGUACUGCAUUUGGAAUUCAAUCGAAUUGAGGAAAUACCGACUGCGUCAUUUGCACACUUUGAUGUAGUAAACGUAACCUAUUUGGAUGGUAAUCCAUUGAACGCAUUGGGCGAACGUGCGUUCGAAUCGGCACGCAUACGCGAACUCUAUAUUAGACAUUGUGGCCUAAGCUUCGUUUCACCCGCUUCAUUCGAUGGACUGGAUAGAACACUGCAAAUUCUCGAUAUAUCUGGCAAUAAUCUCACCGCUUUGCCAAUGGAAUUUUUGAAGGGCUUCACUGAAUUCAAAGCGCUAAACAUCAAAGAUAAUAAAUUUGGUAGCAACAAAGAAAUGCAACUAAGUGAGGUAUUUUCUGCUAUUUGGCCGUACAUCGAAAAAUUCGAUAUGAGUGGCAAACAUAAUGGCGGAACAAAUCUAAAGAAUUUCAAUCAAAUGCGAAGUCUCCGAUCAUUGUCAGUUGGCAUGCUAUCAUCCUCAAAUCUAGCACCCGAUUUUUUCAUAGAUUAUGGCGUUGAACUGGAAGACGUAAAAUUUACCCAAAGCUCAAUUGAAUCAAUCAAAUCACAUACGUUCCGACACAUACGAGGCGUUCGUCGACUAGAUCUCAGCGAAAAUAACAUCGGUUCAAUCGAUACCGACGCAUUUACGGAGAUUGGUCACUCAUUGACAUCGUUGAAAAUUGCACACGGAUUAUCUGGCUCAUUUACCGCUUUUCCAGCGCAAUCAUUCCGCACGUUAACUUCAUUGCAAGAGCUCGAUUUAAGCAAUAAUCAACUGAAAUCCAUAAGCGAUACAAGUUUCCAUUUCCUAAACAAUUUGCGAACCGUCGAACUCAAUGACAAUGUGAUUGAAAAAAUAUCGAAAGGCACUUUCCAGGGUGAUAUUCACUCCAAACUGGAAAUACUAGCACUACAUUACAAUAGCAUGAAGAAAAUCGAGGAGAAUACAUUUGUUGACCUAAAAGAGCUAACAAGACUUCAGCUAGAUGACAAUCGUAUAACAGCUGUUGAGAAGGGGGCCUUUAUGAAUCUCAACAAAUUGAAAUAUUUAACACUGCGAGGCAACAAAUUGGAUCUUGUAUCGGACGAAGCAUUUCAGAAUCUUCCGGAAUUGCAGUUAUUGGACUUGGCAUAUAAUUCGAUGGUCACCUUUGAUUUCAAUAUGUGUGAUCAGGUUGGAACAUUAUCAUCAUUACACGUGAAUGCUAGCCAUAAUCGGAUUAUCGAAUUGUCUCUGAAUCAUAGUGGCAGCGAUGUUGCAAUUGGACGAUCAGAAGCCGGAUCCGCGUACCAUUCGAAUAUUAAGGUAUUGGAUUUAUCGCACAAUGUUAUAACGGGCAUAAUGGCCGGCUUUUUUCGACCGGCCGAAAUAUCAUUGACUCACUUGUAUCUGGCUCAUAAUCAGUUGACGAAUACAACACGCGAUAUAUUUGGACACAUACCUUUUCUACAUUGGCUCGAUUUAUCGUACAAUCUGAUUACCGAAUUGGAUUUCGACAGUUUUGUCAGCUCAAAAAAGCUACAAGUUCUUGAUCUAUCGCGUAAUAGCAUUAACGAAUUACCACAGAGCAUAUUUAAAUCCAAUGUUGACCUAAGGAUCGUCAAUUUAUCACACAAUAAUUUAAGAUCAUUACCAGAUGGACUGUUUUCCGGUGGCGGUGUUGAAUCUUUGGAUUUGUCUCACAAUUUGAUCACGAAAAUUCCGGUCAUGUCCAUGACGAAUAUGGCUGCACUAGCGCUUUGUAAUCUCGAUCUAUCGCACAAUGGAAUCGUUGCAAUACACAGCAUGGACUUAUCGAACAAGUUUCGCUCACUGGCCACAUUGAAUCUAUCGAACAAUCGCCUAUUUCGACUUGAUGAUGCUGCAUUUACAACGCUACCGCAUCUAACCUAUUUAGAUUUAUCGAACAACAAUGAGUUAAAAGUUAUGGAUAAAGCGUUUUUGGGGCUAGAGGAUUGUUUAUUUACAUUAACACUGAAUAAUGUGUCACUAACAUCGGUGCCGGAAUUAACGUUGCCCAGCUUGAGAGCAUUGCAUUUGUCACGCAAUUCACUGCCAUUCGUUCCACAAGAAUUGGCAUACAAUUUAUCGUCGCUGCGAUCGUUGGACGUAAGCGGAAACGAUUUAACAGCUGUUCCCAGUUUGAUUCAUGCGUUGCCGCAAUUGAGGUCAUUGUCGUUGGGUGCAAAUCCGAUAACGGCCAUACACAACAAUACAUUCGGCGGUAUUUUGGAUAAACUGGAUUAUUUGGACAUUUCUAGCUUGCACUUGAGCAUAUUAGAAAACGGUGCAUUGGGCAAAUCAACGUCACUGCGUUCAUUGCAAUUGUCCACCUAUGCAGAUCUUCCUGAUUUUAACAUUCCGAAAGUGGUAUCCAAAUUGUCGAAUUUACAAAAACUCUGGAUUAGCUCGCCCGAACCACAGAAAGUGAUUUCCGGUUCGAAGAUUACCUAUAAGAAUGUUGCUGCAACGGAUUUGCGCAAAGAAAUGACCGGACAAUUGCCACUGAAAUUGCGUGAAAUUACAAUUAGCGGCAAAGGAUUCAUGUCGAUUGCCGAGACAAUCCUUCAGGGUGUUCAAUCAAAAUCACUUCACUUGCGAUUAUUCAAUACAUCGAUUACGAGCAUACCGGAAAAAGCUUUCCGCCAAUUAGGUCGAGUGCAAAAUAUCUCAAUUGAUGUGAGCAACAAUAACAAAGCGCUAACUAAACAGUUCAAUCCGAAUACGGCUCAGCGACCACUUGAGGCGGAACGUGUCUAUUUGACCGACUUGAAAAUAGCUGGAAAUUCAUUUAGUUGCGACUGUGACGUUGGAUGGAUGGAGUAUUGGUUUCGAAAACAACGGCAAUAUGCUUGCGGUGCUCAAACAUGGAGUGAAGAUGUUUUCGGUUCACCCAUUCAUUCGCCUGUCUAUUCUUCAACUGUCUACGAACGCAGUGCAUCUUGUGGCAUCGACGGGAAUCGGUUGGAAAAUGAAUUGCGUGAAGUGACCUGUUCAAAUAAACAGUCCCAGCAAUUGAUUGAGGUACUUAAAUCCGAGCUUGAAUGUGGAUGGAAUGCGGCACCUUCGGUCACUGUUAGUUCAUCAACAUUCGAAAUAAUCAUAUUUGCUGUAUGCAGUGUAAUAGUUGGCCUUUGGAUAUGACUCCUUUUCUACUUGUAUCGCGAGUCUAAAGAGUUUUAUAUACUGUUGGAACAAAUCUAUUCGGGCAUCUACAAUCAAAAUAAAAGCGAUACAAACAGAGAACGCAGCGUAUCACCAGAAUCAGAAAUAUGCGAAGAAGAACAUGAGUGCAUUGAAAUGGAAACGUUUGAACUAAAUGAAACCUAAUCAUAUUUCUUAUACAUAACUCAUUUAAUUCGUGUUCCAUAUCUCCGCAUAAAUUCGUUUGUGAGAUUUCUCGUUUCAUAAGUGUCAUCGUCAGAAUAAAGCAAAUUUUACUCAUAGCAUUCGUUUUGUUUUUUUUUUUCACAAAAAAUUUAAUAGACAAUUUUAAACAAUAAAGAGAAAUAAAAUGAGGGAAAAAAAGCAUACAGAAAUUUUAAUAUUUAAUUAAACAGUCUACACUCUAUACAUUCGUAUUUACAAUAUUAAUACAUUUGAGUUUUCGUUUUUUUUUUUUCUUCUCUUCUUUCGUUUGUAACAUUUCGUCAUUUUACUCUGUGAAUUACUUGUGCCAAUUUCAAAUAGACUAAUCAAACCGUUUUAUAAAAAUAAAUUUAAUUUCCAACUUCAAAACAAUCUAUCCAA
Messenger RNA from Sitodiplosis mosellana (orange wheat blossom midge), 4888 nucleotides. It is a transcript of the gene chp, whose product is annotated as chaoptin. The transcript is spliced from 22 exons. Gene Ontology annotation, molecular function: protein binding. Gene Ontology annotation, cellular component: extracellular matrix. The coding region runs from base 311 to 4282 and encodes 1323 amino acids. Lineage: Eukaryota; Metazoa; Arthropoda; Insecta; Diptera; Cecidomyiidae. The record is from RefSeq and is a predicted model, not a curated record.